This is a messenger RNA of Aegilops tauschii subsp. strangulata, 1262 nucleotides long. RefSeq lists its product as uncharacterized. Lineage: Eukaryota; Viridiplantae; Streptophyta; Magnoliopsida; Poales; Poaceae. The record is from RefSeq and is a predicted model, not a curated record.
GGUGACUUGUCCCUUCCCUGCAAGUCUCCUGCCUGUCGAUCUCGCAACCGGAAUGCAACUUGCUUCCUCUGUCGAGCUCGUAUAAGUAGAGGCACUGCGAGGCCAUGGUCCUCCAAGCUUUGCAAGCCGCUUCUUUCUUCUGUCCACGUAGCUUGACGGCAGCGAGUUGCCUGAGACACAGAGAAGCAGCGGUUCACCCGCGUUGAGCGGCAUGGCGACGGCGGCCAAGGAUGCGGCGUCUGCGGCGGAGAAUAAGGGGACGGCGGCGGGGCUGCAGAUGAAGCUGCUGGUGGACAGGCGGUCGCGCCGGGUGCUGUACGCGGAGGCGCGCAAGGACGCCGUCGACUUCCUCAUCGGCCUCCUCCGCGUGCCCGCCGGCCUCGCCGCGCGCGUCAUCGCCAAGCACGCCGCUGGCGCUGGAGAUGGCGCCGGUGACGUUCACCCCGACGAGGCGCACACCGCGCCGGGCUCCCUGGGCACGCUCUACGCCGGGGCGAAGGCGCUGGGCGACGAGUUCUUCGUCGCCGCCGCGCCCGACCGCGACGCGAUCCUCUGCCCGGCGAUCCCCUCGGCCGCGCUCGCGCUGCUGCUCGCGGGCGAGCCGGCCGCGGCGGCGGCGGCCACCCCGCCGCCCGCCGCGCCCGCCCCGCCGAAGCGGUACUUCCGGUGCGCGGGCCCGUACGGGACGUCGUGCCGCGGGAACCCGACGUGCGUGACGGACGUGGCCGGCCUGCCGUGCCCGGUGUGCCGGCAGCCGAUGACGGUGGAGAUGCGGUGGAGCCCCGGCGACGCGCAGGGCAAGCUGGCGCAGGCGGCGGCCCAGGAGGCGGCGGCGUCUGCAGGAGCAGGAGGGUACGUGAAGGAGGUGGUGAGCUACCUGGUGAUGGACGACCUCACGGUGGAGCCCAUGUCCACCAUCUCCGCCAUCAUGCUGCUCAAGAAGUUCAAGGUCGCCGACUGCUCCGCCCUGGAGGAGCUCACCGUCGACCUCGGCCACAAGGAGGCCGUGCUGCUGCUCAAGGCCGCGCUCGAGUCCAAAACGGCGCUCACCGACGUCUUCUGCGGCGGCGUCUCCAUUGACAGGCUCGAGUGAGCGAAAGAGCGAGGGGCCGAGCACCAUGGAAGCGCAACUGAGAGGCCGAGGAGAUGGUAUAAUACAUAACCAUAUACAUACUGAAUUGUACAUGAACCAUGUUUAAACGUAGCACACGUGUCAAUCUUAUGCUAAUAUUGUACUGUAAUAAAAAAGCUUCAUCUCUGAA